AUGUCAAGACCGACUUCCAAACACUUUGUAAGGCACUCAUCAAGGAGUUUGCAAAUGAGGUGGCCACAAGGGCUACUGCACUCCAAAGAAGUGAUAAUGUUGUUGAUGCCCAAAAGUUCAAAGACGUCAAAUCCACCAUCGAAAUCAAAGCUGGCACCGGCGGCAGCGACAAAAAAGACAUCACUGUUACCAAUCUACCUCAUAUUAAUGACACAUUUAAACCUAGACGUGAAAAAUCAGAAAGCAGUUUUCGAUAAUAUACUUUUCACAACGGCAGCCACCAAACUUGGUGCUGCAGCUGGUACAAGUGAUUCCGAAGGACUUUGGAAACUCGCAAAGGAACUACAUACUCAAGCCAAUGAACUUCACACUGCAGUAAAGAAAAAUGAUGAUGAUGCUGCCAAAGUACUCAAGCAUAAGGCUGGUGCAACUGCUACCGAAGGACUCCGAGGAUUGGCCGAAACACUAUAUAAAGAGGCCGAUGCACUAGCCACUAAAGUUGGUUCUGCUGAUGGAAAUGCUGCCCAAGGUCUUAGAGAUGCUGUCGGUCAAGAUGAAAAAAAUGGACUUCGACAGGCACUCGCAGCACUUGGUGAUGCUAGAGAUGAUCAACUAACUACUCCGGUCACUGAGGUUAGAAAUCAAUACAACACUGUCAGUGGGAAAUUCGAUGCAGUUAAGGGACAAGAAAAUAAUUAUACCGAUGAUAAGGAACCUCUUUACAAAGCAGUUGAGGCUGCAUGGAAUGCUUUCAAUGAUGUGUAUAAACCUGAAGAAAUACUCAAAAACUCUAGUAAUGAUCUCCAAACCACUAGUCCUGAACUCACUAAGGAUACUGUUCUAGAACUUGAUGCCACUGGCACUCUAAGUGGAGGUGGUGUUAGUGGUAGUCCUCCUGUUAAACUUGCAGGUAUUAUAGUGGUAACCUCCAGUGAUCAACAAAUUGACACUCCACUCACCAUAGGUGGUAUUGGUAAAAGCAGUGGUGUAAGUGGAACCCUAAAUCUCGCUAAUGAUGGUACAAUUCAUGUCUCAAUCACUUCUGGUUCUACCACUAGUAAUCUCACUAUCACCCAGACUGCCUACAACAAUCUCCAAAAGACUACUGAUACUCUUAAGAUUGGUGCUAGCAAGAGUACUCCUCGUGAUCCCACUAAUGCUACAGGCUAUGCUCAAACUCUAAGUCUCAAUAAUGAAACGAGUUUUAAGAAGUACUGA
Molecule: messenger RNA, 1218 nt
Organism: Theileria annulata
Lineage: Eukaryota; Apicomplexa; Aconoidasida; Piroplasmida; Theileriidae
Exons: 2
Coding region: 1-1218 (405 amino acids)
Source: RefSeq, a predicted model, not a curated record